CCUCGGCAUGCAGAAUAACACAGUAGACAAGCCUCUGUGAAGCAGGUUUAGUUCACAGUGGCAGCCUCUGUGUCUUCCCAGAAAACUGUAGCUGCUUUCACAAUGGAGAAUAACUCAGGGCAGGACAGGAAGUGUCUACAUGUAAAUAAAGCUAGGGGGCACAUGACUUGUGUGUGGAGAGCUUGAGGAGUGUUCAAGGUUGCCACCCCAAAACUGGUCUGUCGAUGGAUCCCAAUACACCACGUUUGAUGCACCGGCAUUUGAAUUUCACACAGACGUGCUCGCUCAAACUGGAUGCGGAGCCUGUUUUGGUAGCUGUGCAGGGCAACCAUAGAGGGGGCAGGCAGAUCUACCUGCAAGUCAAUAAAAUGUAUUUUAAGAGGCUUUUCCAGGAUAAAAAAAUCAGGUAAAUGGAGUUUACGAGAACAUGCCAUUCUCCCAGAACAAUGUCACUGUGCAACAGAAAAAUGGAUGGAUAACCAUCCAGACCCCACAGCCAGUUGAGCUUAAAUCCACAUUCUGGUCAAGAUCCUUGACAUUUAUUACCAGACAACCUGUGGUGUUUGUGGGAACUACAAUGCUGAUCCCUUAUUUGACCUGCAGCUUUCCAGUGGCACCAUGAUCUCUGAUCCUGACAUCUUUGGGCCAUCAUGGGAGUUUGUUUGGUGAUUGAAUCAUCCUGCAGCGACACGUCUGUCAAUUCUGCCAGUACCCUGUGCCUGAGUACAACUCUGACCUGUACUGUGGCCUUCUCAACCAUCCCAGGGGACAAUUCUAUGCUUGUCACCAUUUAGUGUACCCACAGGAAUACUACUCACUCUGCAUGGAAAACCUUUGUGUUGCAGAAGGACAACACUGGGCCUCUGAGGCAGGAGGGAUGGUUGACCUCUGGAUGAACGCCACAGGCUGUAAUGAUCGAUGUCCUCAAAGCAACUACAGCCAGUGUGCCAAUUCUUGCUCCUCACUGUGUCCUGAGAUUAGCCUGUCAGUGCAGUGCCCCAGGGGCUAUAAGGAAAGUUGCCAGUGUAAUACUGGAUUCCUUUAAUGAUGGCCAUAACUGUGUACCAGCAGAGCAGUGUGGCUGCUUACAUGACGGGAGGAGGUUUAAGGCGACAAACUGCUACAGAACUGUACUGUCAACUGCAUCUGUGGUCCUCCUCUUUGUCUGUGAGCAAUAUUCCUGUUCUCCACUGCACAGUUGUAUAGUUUACGAUGGAAUCAUAGGUUGCCCCAAGGAUGGAGAGGAUUUCAAUUAAGGAAAUAUACUUUUAGAUACUGAUUUGCUUGCCAGUGCAAUUAUUAAUGCUGUUAACAUUAUUUAUUUUUUCUUAAGCAGAGCAAAACCCACAUGUGAUGGAAAAUAUGAUGAAACAGAGAAAUGUUACCUGAGCAAAUGGUAUGCCUGUCUGUGAGAGCCGUUGGGGUUUGUGCUGGGCCUGGGGAGGCACUACCACACCUUUGAUGGGCUCAGCUAUAACUUUGAGGGUAUCUAUGUGCUUGCAGCCAGCAAAGGGGCAGCACGUGGCUUGACACCUUUUAGUGUGUCCAAGAACAAUGGCAGCAUAGCAGCAUCCUCCACACCGGUGGUCACUGUGCAAGCUUAUAGAUUUGUCAUCAAGAUGCAGCAUAGAUGUGAGUAAAUGUCAGUUUCUGAAUGAAGAAGAUGUUUAGGUUUUAAUUUUAUUACUUAUCAGUCUCCCCUUUAAUUUUCAGCUUAAUGGUCAAGUGACUCAUGUUCCUCUGUUGAGGGGUAAGAUCCAGGUAUCUUACAAAGAAGGCAGAGCUCUACUGAAAACUGACUUUGCGAUGCAUGUAGUCUUCGAUGGGAACAGCCCUGUUCUUUUUACACUGGACUCACACUACAGGGGCAAAGUCUAUGGCCUGUGUGGCAAUUUUAAUGGUGAUCCUCAAAGUAAAUAUUUUGCACAUACUCCUGGUACCCCUACCAUUAACUGUGGAGCUCGCUCAGUCUUGCCGGCUGUGAUGAGGACCAUAACUGUUGUACUGGCUGUAAACAGAAACUGGAUGAAGUGGCCUUCCUCACAGAAUGUGUUCCUGAGGUUGUCUUAAGUCACAGGAGGCACUGUGCAGUGCUCGUCAGAGUGGUCCAUUGGCCCACUGUCAUUGUAAAGCCGAUCCAGAUUCCUUUGAAAGUUGUGUAGUCAACCACAUACAUACUGAAGAGUUGCGACUGAUGAUGCCAGAUAUUCCUUUUCUAUAGUUUGUGGAGGAUCCAGUGAUAGCUACCACGGUGAAGUGACAGUUGGUAAGUAGUCGUAUUGAGGGGUGCAAUAUAAUACAGUUAAAUAUUUCUUUAUUAUUAUUGUUAAAUAAUCUUUAAAUGCCACACCAAUAUCCAAUUUGAUGUGCACUGUCCACCCACCAGAAUACGUGUGGCUCACCCUUCCCUUUCUUGUCUUCCAUCCUGUGAAUUUAAUUCCAGUGACUGUAAUAAGGUCAGUGUUGAGGGCUGUUUCUGUGACCCUGGAUUCAUUAGGAUUCCAAAUGGCUGUGUGCAUCCACAUCAGUGUGGCUGCACAGACUCUAGAGGCAAGUACCACAGCCUCAACUCAACUUUCUGGGACAGCUGUGAUCAGCACUGGGAAUGCCAACACUGACCCUGAUGAUGACCAAAUGAUGCCCAAUGAAGAGCUUGCCCAAAUAGAUUAGGGUUUGCCCACAGCUGAACAAUGGUGUAGUCUGUUCCUCCAGACUACACUAUUGUCCUGCUGAAGCACAGAUGCUUUUUGAAGGCGGUGAUUCCUGUGGGGUGUUGCUGAAUGAGCUAGGGCCAUUUGCAGACUGUGCCUUAGUAUUAAGUCCUAAGCAUUACUUCCACAGCUGUGUAGCAGAUUGCUGCUCUAAUGAUGGACACUACUCUGCACUCUGCAAUUCCACUGCAUCUUAUGCUGCUGCCUGCCAUGCAGCUCAGCUGCCCAUUAGGCACUGAAGGUGUGAAACUUUCUGUGGUGAGUAUAUGAAUUCAGUCUGUUGUUGUUGGUCAGUUGAAUUUUAUUUUAUUAAACCCCUAGUCAGCUGAUUAUUCUGUAUGGCUUUCAUGAACAUCUUAGACAAAGCAGCAAUCAUGCAAACUUUGUCAAAAGUUUCAAAAAUAUUUUCCGGAUUAAUAUGCAAUAAUCUUCAUGACGCAGCCUGUCUCUCAGGUCUUCAAAGAACGGAGGCUACUCGCAAUAAUAUUGCUACAUUUUGUUUGAAAUUCAGGUAAAGUGACCCCCCCAGCCUGCCAGCAUUUACAGUGAGCACGACAGGAGAGAGAGGGGGCAUUGCUCAAAGUUUCAGGGCUUGUCAGCGACUACUGAAUUGUAAUUAAAACAUUUAGAUAUAGCCUAAAUGUUGUCGGUCAGUGUCUAGUCAGUUUAUAUGCUGCACAAAUGGUUAACAGUCCGCCGCAAAGUAGAGAGAAUAGCCACCUGACCGCGACUCCUCUCGCUCUCUUUGCUGUCUCUUUGUACUCACUCAGAGACUCUGUUUGGGACUUUUUCUCUGUUCCAGGAUGUUUCCCUCUAAAGCGGCUUUGAACGGCACUUUAUCAGAGAUGCUGAAAUUAAUGUUUGUGUGGAUUUGUGGUGAUUCUUAUUUCUGAUCACAAGUGUUUUCAGUUUCCGUUUUCUAUCUAGCUCGUCUCAUCGAGUAUAGUCGCAGACGGGCUCUGUGUCUGUAGCCUACUACCAUGUCAGCACAGCAGUAACGCAGGGUAAUGCACAGCAGAGGGGCAGGUAGAUUUUGUUAAACUAUUAUUACCCUGGUGGCCACUCCUACUCCAUAGAUUGAGAUUUUAUUCUCGUAAUAUUACGACUUUUGUCUCAAAAUGUUAUUCUGCAAAUGUUUAUUCAUUUAGCAGAUGCUUUUACCCAAAGCGACUUACAAUUGCUAUAUAAGUCAGAGGUCGCACGCCUCUGGAGUAACUAGGGGUUAAGGGUCUUGCUUACAACACAUUGGUAGAUGGGGGACAACGGGGAAUUGAACCCAGGUCUCACACAGCAAAGGCAUCUGUCUUAUCCCCACCCCGGCUAUGUAUAUCAGACAACACAUAUAUGGGAGAGAUUCUACAUGUGCAGAAAACCUGCUGAAACAUAGCAACUGGAGUUUAUAACUGAAUUAAAAUUAAUUAAUUUAUAAUUGAGGUGAAAAGGUGCCACAUGCACAUUUAAAGACUUUAGGCUACUUCAGUCAUGCAUGUAUGUGUGUAGACUCAGCAGGGAUGAAAUUAAAUGAGAAAAGUUGAUCUACAAGAGAAACAUAUCUGAUAUUAAUACAUAAUGCCUGAGACCCUUACUGCAUUAUCAUAUUUUGACCUUAUUAUAUUGUCACCUGAAUUUUGUGUUUCCUUUUAUAUAAAUAAAGACAUUUCCUCAAUAAGUUGGUGCAGAAAAAAAUCACCAGAAUACAAUAAAUUAUAUGUUUAAAGCACAAAUAUUUCAGGGGGAGGACCCCCAGACACCCCUCAAUUAAUAUUAUCAGUGUUAAUUAUUAUGAGUAGUAAUUACAAAAAUCAUCAAGAAAUGUCUUUGUAUGGCCCAUGAUAUUUUAUUAUGAAAAUGACUUAGGUAAAGUAGGUAUAAGGUUCAGUAUGACAAACGGCAUAACAAAGUAGCAAGUAGCAACAGAAAAUGAGACUUUGGGUAGGGGGCGGGGGAACAGGUGAAAACAUGAAAGAUUUCUGUGCUGGGCUAAGCCCCCAAUGUUUCAAGAGGCUGGACGUCGCUCCUGGCUGUGUGGACCUCAAUGUCCCGUUGUGUGCCUUGGACUGUCCUCUCCAGCAAACUGUAGUGGAGGGUGUGAGGACGGCUGCCAGUGUGACUCUGGCUACAUCUUGAGUGACGGACAGUAUUACCCGCGUGAGGGAGAGUAUUACCCUGGUUGCCACUUCUACUCCGAGAAAAGCUGCCAAAAGGGUAACUGUGAAAGAGGACAUGUGACCUGCAGCCCCAUGGAAAGCUGUUCAGCAAAGGGUGCAGUAAAGGGUGUGCCAAGUGUUUCUGGCUUUGGCUACGUCACUUUUGAUAGUGUUGUUCUACCUCAGGUUACCUGUACCACUGGUAUAUGAUUGCACUACAUCUGGCCUCUGUGGGAACUUCAAUGGGGAUAGAUAUGAUGACAUGGAAAUGAAAAAUGGUCAUCUUGCCAAAAGUUGUGUAGAGCUACUGCACACUUGGGCAGAAAUAUCUCUUGGACAGCAUUGCACUGACAGUGGUGGGAGAGUGUGUCUUGAGUGCAGCCUGUGCCCACUGGACAGCACAGCCUGUGCAGUCCUGUUGAUCAGUAGUAUUGAAGUCGAUCAUUGCUGGAACAGUAGUGUUGAGAGUGAUAUAUACGCGCGCAUGUGCAUUAGGGAAGUUUGUGCUGGGGAGGGUCACAUGGCUGUGUGUCUAGCACUAGAAGCAUAUUCUGCAGGCGGCCAGGCUAAAGGAACACCAGUAGGACCAUGGAAAGAGAACACUUCUUGCGCUCUCCAUUGUCCUGACUGCAGCAGCCCAGUGAAAUGUGUAGACUCAAGCUCAAACUUUUGCCCUGCUCUGCUUCAGACUGGUUCUUCAGCAACUGGCUGCCAGUGUCACUAUGGAAUUGUUGAUGAUGAGGACGAGUGCGUUCCUUACAGUCAGUGCGGAUGUGUCCUUUAUGAUAUAUAUCUCAAGAUGGAUGAGCAACUGUACAUUGAGGACUUCACCCAGAGAUGCUGGUUCCUCGCUUCGAGUGGGGUGAUUUGUGAGGAGGCAAGCUGUGUUCUGGGGCAGCAGUGUGCUCUGAGGCAUGGUUCCUGGGGCUGUCAUGACAAACCUGAGGUUUGUGAGCUCAAGGGCCGCCUCCAAGUCUCCACACUCGGUGGGCAGGAGCAGAGCUCGGAACCUCUGUUAUCUUAUAGUCUAAUGUCCCUGGGUGAUGAGACAAGUGUGCAGUGGUUCAGUGCGAUCUCUUACCAUGGACCUUGUGAUGGCAGCUUUUUCAGGCUUGUCGCUGUGUUUCAAAUCCUCCUGCAUGGAUCAUCAUUUGCCAUACAGGAUGACACAUUGGAGGUAGCUCCACCAAGAAUUUUGAUGGCUAUGAACUGAAACAUAUAUUGACAUAUUGUCACACUGUGCAUGAUUAUUAGGCAGCUUCAUUACCUCAGGUAAAAUGGGCCAAAAGAGAGAUUUAACUGACACUGUAAAUUAAAAAAAUUUAAAAUGGUUUUCAGACUGUUGAUUAAACUAAGUGUGUAAUAUGUCCAUUCCUAUGACUUCAUGUGUUCUAUGUACCAUCAAAAAUGGUCAAUCAAUGUUAGAAAAAUUAUAACAAUUUCAGCAUCAGCGUUGGUUUCCAUGCUUGUUUGUUUACCCUUCUUCUUCUUUUCUUUUAUAUCUCUCGCUUCCGGGUGUCCCCUGGCAACCCCUAUGUUUCACAAAUUUUCACAUCACACCACUUUGAACUAUGGGCAAUUCUGUCAGCUAAGAGCCAUGGCACAAUUUCUGAUCUGACAGUGGGACAAUCCUAAGACCUAUCGCACUUCUCGGGAAUGAGUCUGUGGACAUACUUGCUGGCCUUGGGCCAUACUAGCAAAUGUGCACAUCCACCUUUGCCAUGGUGUCGGUCAGUAGUGAAAGCAAAUAAAGUCUGUAGCAAGAAAAGUUUAAAAAUAGGCUAAUUCUACAAUAGUUUGAAGAAACCAUUAAAAAGAUUCCACUGAAUGAAUAUUGUCUUAUUUGCUUUGGGAUUCGUGUGACAUAGCCUACAUGUGCAAUGAUAAUUGCUGGGUAAUAUGAGUAUGUUAUUUUAAGUCUCUAUUUGAUAAUGUGACAAGACAACAAGACUGCUAGGUGAAACACAGACUCUGACAAGCAGACUAGCGGAGCACAUGCCUGUGUGUGUGUGUGUGUGUGUGUGUGUGUGUGUGUGUGUGUGUGUGUGUGUGUGCGUGCAUGUGCGUGCACAUUUACUGCAUUUAAUGUUUUCUGUUAAGACUGUGCACAAUGAGGAAACAAGGCACGCAAAUUUGCUAAUAUAGGGUUCCUCUCGUGCAUGAAUUAUUAAAAACAUCUAGAUUUUUUAAAGAUUCUUUUUAUUACUCAAAAUUGGGCUAAUAUUCAAAUUAACUUACUUUUUUUUGAAAAUUCUGUUUUGUUUUUAAAUUAUUAAUUAUUAUAACUGUCCACGUAAGUGGACACCAUGCAACAAAGGAGUAAAAUGCCACACCUGACAGUGGGAUUGUUAUGUUUUUUAUGUCAUGUUAUGCUAUGUAUUUAAGCUCAAUUGUUGCAAAUAAACAAUAAAAAACAUAUGUUAAGAACAAAUAAAGGAAAAACACUCAGUGAUAUUGAUAACUGUAGUUACAUGUAUGUGGAAACCCAGUAGCAUAUUGUUAUCCUCAUCUAACUUCUUGUUGAAUCAUCUCAGUUUUAACAUAUCAACAUCCAACAUGUAACAGAUUACAUAUUAAAAUUGAUUGCUUUACAGUAUGUGAGUGUAAUACUUAUUCUUAUUUCGUGUAAAGGCUGCAAAGGAGUCAAAAGUUGUAA
Micropterus salmoides (largemouth bass) is the source of this 7514-nucleotide messenger RNA. RefSeq names its product zonadhesin-like. The transcript has 6 exons. NCBI's taxonomy places the organism in Eukaryota, Metazoa, Chordata, Actinopteri, Centrarchiformes, Centrarchidae. The coding region runs from base 5121 to 6071 and encodes 316 amino acids. The record is from RefSeq and is a predicted model, not a curated record.